Messenger RNA from Fraxinus pennsylvanica, 483 nucleotides. The record is from the annotation of a GenBank genome assembly. Lineage: Eukaryota; Viridiplantae; Streptophyta; Magnoliopsida; Lamiales; Oleaceae.
AUGGGAAUAGCUGGUCUAAUCGAGAUAAAAAGAAGGGAUGCAGCACUUGAGAAUCCAGCCGAGCCCAUUAGUCUUUUCUGGCUUUCUUUCCAAUAUGGGGUUUUCGGGAUUGCAGAUAUGUUUGCUAUGGUUGGACUGAUGGAGUUUUUCUACAAAGAAGCGCCCUCCGGGAUGAGGUCUUUUUCUACUUCUUUCUCAUUAUUAUCCCUUUCUUUCGGGUACUUCUUGAGCACGACCUUUGUUAAUAUCAUAAACGCCGUGACUGAAAAGGUUACCCCGAGUAAACAAGGUUGGCUGCAGGCACUAGAUUUGGAACACAAGAAGUUGGAUUUGUUUUACUGGUUCCUAGGCAUCCUAAGUUGUCUGAACUUUGCAAACUAUCUAUUUUGGGCAUCAUGGUACAAGUAUAGAUCGGAAGGUAAGGAUACCGAAGAUGAAGUCCCCGGUUGGGAGGGAUCGCCUACUCACAAUACGCGAAAAUAA